AUGCUGGUGGCUGAUGAAGGGCGUGGGAGCCCCAAAAUCCUCAAAAAUAGUGAGCUUCACCGAGUGCGUCUUUUCACAGCGUACAAUGGCGACCUUCUGAGCCUCGAUGACGUCACACCACGCAAAAAUCCCCAACUUCUCUCUCAGACAAAGACAACUUCGAUGAAUACACCCGAUCAGCAGGGCAUUUCGCAUCGUGCAUGCGACCACACCAUCUGCAUGUCCGGUCACCAGACAGACGGCAACCGGACUUUCCUUCACUACGACGUUCACUCUCUCUAUGGCUGGUCGGAGACGGUUGCGACGUAUAAGGGUCUGCAGCAAAUCUUCCCCGGCAAGAGGCAAGUGGUUCUUUCCCGGUCCACUUUUCCCGGUUCAGGCCAGUACGCGGUUCACUGGCUGGGCGACAACUCUGCGACUUGGAGUCAUAUGCACAUGUCGAUCAUAGGAAUGCUCGAAUUUAACCUCUUCGGCGUGCCAAUGGUGGGCGCAGAUAUCUGUGGUUUCUUCGGUGAGCCUGACAUGGAGAUGUGCGCGAGGUGGAUGCAGCUAGGGGCCUUCUACCCCUUCAGCCGCAACCACAACACCAUCGACACCGCUGACCAGGACCCAGCUGUUUGGCCGGAAGUCGCCGAGAUAUCGCGGGAGAUCCUGUUGCUCCGGUAUCAGUAUCUCCCUUAUCUGUACGCCCUCUUCCAUAGGGCACACAUGCACGGCGAAUCAGUGGUACGACCUGUGUUCUCGCUGAGCCCGAACGACCUGACUGCCCUCGACGUGGACGACCAGUUCCUGUGGGGAGACGGCAUCAUGGUGGCCCCCGUCGUUACCCAGGGGGCCACGGGGAGGGAGGUCUUCUUCCCAGAGGGCGAAUGGUACGACCUGCUGACGGGCGUGCGAGAGGCCUCAGGAGCCGCCCACUCGAAGUACGUGGAGGCGCCGUUAGAGAGGAUUCCGGUGUAUGCGAGAGGGGGCGUGGCGCUCCCCUAUCAGGUCCCUGGACUUAAUACAGUGCAGAGUCGUAAAAACCCGUUCGGCAUCACCCUCCCCCUGAACGCGAGCGGCGGGGCGAGCGGCGAGCUGUUCUGGGACGACGGCGACGGCGAGCACGUAAUGGACGAGACCUUCCUGGCGACGGUCGUCUUCGCGGAGGACGUCCUCACCAUGACAGUGACUCACAGCCCAGACCCCGUCCAGGGACUCAAGCUCGAGACCCUCCAGUUCUUCGGGUAUCCUUCGAAUCCUGCAGGAGUCCAAGUCAAUGGUGCCGACCUCCCUGCCUCCGAAUGGGCUUUUAAUGGCGACGUCCUAUCGGUUUUCCUCUCCGUGCCUUUGGGGGAGGACCUGGUGGUGACGCUGGGGUGAAAUUUGGUGGAGGGUACGGUGGAGGGAAGAGGGUGGAGGGGAGGGGGGGGAGAGGGGGAGGUAUGAAGGGAUUAGGAGGGAAUGAAGGGGUGGAGGGAAUAUGUAAAUUAAUAUAAGGGGAAUAGGAAGGAUUGGGAGGGUGAUAAAGGAUGGAAGGAGGAUGUAAGGAAAUGAAGAAAUCGAAAUACCGAAGAUUUAAAGAAAAAAGAAAAGAAAGGAGGCAAGGAGGAAAAAAAGAAGAAAAAAGGAAGAAAUGAAAGGAAAAGGUCUUGUUGUGUUGAUUUCUUGUUGUUCCAUUGUUUGAAUGUUGAAAAUUUAAGGAAAAGAUUAAGCCAAAUUAGCAAGACAAGAGUUUAUGAUAAGCAACUAAUCGGAAAAUAAAACUGAUUCGUAGUGUA
This is a messenger RNA of Penaeus indicus, 1760 nucleotides long. RefSeq names its product maltase-glucoamylase-like. The coding region runs from base 1 to 1362 and encodes 453 amino acids. The record is from RefSeq and is a predicted model, not a curated record. Gene Ontology annotation, molecular function: alpha-1,4-glucosidase activity. The transcript has 9 exons. Gene Ontology annotation, biological process: carbohydrate metabolic process. Lineage: Eukaryota; Metazoa; Arthropoda; Malacostraca; Decapoda; Penaeidae.